CCUACCUUGACCGAGAGACGUAACAUUAGAUACUACGGGAAGUGUUUGAAGAUGGCGCAGAACUCUGUGUCCCUGUCCGCCGGCGAUCGAAGGAGCCGGGUGGCUUACCUUAGCUCUUCUCACGGUGACCUCAGCUCGUCGGCCUUAGCGUUGGCUAUGGUCUCCGGAGACAGCUUCCUCGUUACCAGGCCCGAGGCGAUUCUUCCAGAGCCUGUUCCUCGAUCCUCCGUGCGGCUGAACUUCCGGACCGAGAGCCGUCGGGCGCCUGGUGGCGGCCGAAGCCCGACCCGCUUUAACGAGGGAAGGGAAAUGGAGGCGCGGAGCCGAAGCCGCCAGGCCAGAUUCUCACCUUACCCGGGCCCUGCGGUGAAACUCGACCUUCUAAGAAGUGUCCUGCAACAGCGUCUGGAGGCACUUGGAGGAGUUAUCGUAGCCCGUCUUUCAGCUUAAAACCAAUACCUCUCUCGGCCCUUCAAUUAGCGUGUAAACAAGGCCUCUCUCUAAAAUA
Molecule: messenger RNA, 508 nt
Organism: Bubalus bubalis (water buffalo)
Lineage: Eukaryota; Metazoa; Chordata; Mammalia; Artiodactyla; Bovidae
Gene: C16H11orf71
Product: chromosome 16 C11orf71 homolog
Exons: 1
Coding region: 52-450 (132 amino acids)
Cellular component (GO): nucleus
Source: RefSeq, a predicted model, not a curated record